CUCUCCUCCUCCCUCUCCCUGAAGCUCGCCUUCACCUUCUCCGUCGCCUUCUCCUCCUUCUCCCUCACAUCCCCCUCCUCCUCCUCCAAACCCUACCCACCUCUCUCCCUCAAACCCUACUCCUCUUCCUCAUCCCCUUCUCCUCCUCCCCAAUCCCUCGCCGCCGACCUCCUCGCCCUCCUCGGCGGCCACCGCGCCGCCGCCGCCGUGCCCGCCGCCGAGGCCCGCGACCUCCGAUCCUGCCUCCGGUUCCUCGUCCCCUUCCGCCCUUCCAACGAUUUGCUGCUCCCCCGGAGGUUCGGGAAGGUUCCGAGAAGGGAUCUCCUCGCUGGAGUUGAUGGCGGCGCCACCGCCGCCGCCGACGAGAUGGUGUGGUGGCCGCCGGAGCCGGUGAUGGAGCUCGCCCAUCUCGCCGUGUUCUCCGGCGGCGAUCCCGCGGAGAUCCAACGGUUGUUGGAUCCGACCAUGUUGCCUGUGCCGGAUGUGGAGGGAUUGAAGAAGGACAAAUGCGAGCUAACAAGAACACCAUAUGGAAGGCGCUUUGCAAAUGAGGAGCUCAACUCUUACCUUGCGUUCUUGUUUGAAUUGAUUGCUUCGAGGGGACCCUCAGUAGGAUUGAACGUGUCACUCAAUCGCUACGACUUGUUUCAUGGGCACAUUUUCCUUGCCACUGGCACAGGGAGGCUUGGCAUACUGUUCCAUGCCAGAGAGUAUCCAGCCUAUGAAAAGAACUUGUUUCCUUACAAUAUGGGCUAUUGUCAGAGAGGAUCCAAUGUGGCUUACGAUGAUUCUUUGAACUUGAGGAAUAUCCUUUGGCUGGCGCCGAUGCCUUCGAAUAUUACAAGAAGUUGGGUCGCACCAGGAGUCCUGGUUAUCUUGGACGCUCAUCCUGAUGGCAUCAUAUACAAGGAUCUUAUACCAGAUUAUGUGCAGUUUGUGAGGACAAUUUAUGAAGAUGACUUUGGUGAGGUAGUUGCUGAUGUCAAUUACUUGAAUGUGGACACUGCCGUGGCGGCAGCAGAGAAGAUCUUCAUUUGCUAGAAAUUCUUUCAAAGGUGUAUCAUUUCAUUUUUUUUUUUUUCUCUCCUUUAAAGGAUAUUUAUUGUUGUAUUUGAUCCACAUUUUGAUGGAUUGGUAAUUAUGUAUUCGACAUUGUAGAUGAAUGUGAUAAAAAAAAUUAUUAUGCAAAAUAUUUUUUAAGAAACUUCAAA
Messenger RNA from Ananas comosus (pineapple), 1211 nucleotides. RefSeq lists its product as uncharacterized. The record is from RefSeq and is a predicted model, not a curated record. NCBI's taxonomy places the organism in Eukaryota, Viridiplantae, Streptophyta, Magnoliopsida, Poales, Bromeliaceae.